Camellia sinensis is the source of this 2594-nucleotide messenger RNA. The record is from RefSeq and is a predicted model, not a curated record. Lineage: Eukaryota; Viridiplantae; Streptophyta; Magnoliopsida; Ericales; Theaceae.
ACAGUUGAAAAAGCAGACACAUUCAUCUUUUACUUUAUCCAAAUGUUCUCUCUCUGUCGAUCUCUCCAUCUGAAAUUGCGAUUAAACCUUUAUUCAUUUCUCUCUUAAACCAUGCCGAAAUCAAGCAAAUUACGAAAUUUCUUCAAACCCACAAAAUCUAAGAAAGAUGCACAGGAGAUCGUGGCAGAACAAGGACCGAAGGAGUUCAGUUUCAAAACCCUUUCUUCUGCGACAGAAAGUUUCCAUGCCAAAAACAAGCUUGGCAAAGGUGGCUUUGCUCAAGUGUACAAGGGAAAGUUGAAUGAUGGGAGAGAGAUCGCGGUGAAGAGACCUUUGCAGAUCUCAGACAAGGGAAAGGAACUUGUCCUGAACGAGUUGAAACUGCUGCUGGGGUCUGCACACCACCGAAAUAUUGUCAAGUUUCUGGGCUUUUGUUCACACCGUGAAGAGAUGCUGCUUGUAUUUGAGUUUGCAAGUAAUGGAAGCCUUGAUUACCUUCUUUUUAAUUCAGAGACUGGCAGGGCAGAUGUGCUUGAAUGGAAGCGAACAUAUGACAUAAUUGUAGGUGUUGCCCGGGCCUUGCUUUACCUUCAUGAACGAUCACACAGUGUAAUUAUCCACUGUGACAUCAAACCCGCCAACAUCCUAAUAGAUGAAAAUUGGGUCCCCAAAAUUGCUGAUUUUGGCACAGCCAGCCUCUUACCUCAAGAUCAAACGCAAGUUAAUAUCAGUGAAGCUGCCGGUACCCUUGGGUAUUCGGCUCCCGAGUACAAGUGUAGUGGACACGUCUCUCCGAAGGCAGACAUAUACGGCUUUGGGGUAGUGGUUUUGGAGUUGAUAAGUGGUCAGAAGAAUUGGCUUUCUCAUGAUCGGUCUUCCAGUGGUCAAGGUCUACGGGAUAGGGCAAAUGAGCUCUACAAGGAAGGAAGGGUGUCUGAUUUUAUGGACCGGAAAUUGAUACCAUCGGUUGUCCGUGAUCAAGUAGAAUUGUGCAUACAAAUUGGGAUAAUGUGCACCGAAUAUGAUCCAGAAUUACGACCCAGCAUGGGUCACGUUUACUCAAUGCUGUCAGAGAACCAUGGCAGCAGCAGCAACGUAGUUGAAGAACCAGUGAGAGAUGGAUCAUCAUUAUCCACAACUCGAAAUUUGGGCCCAAUUGAGGUUGCUAACAAUGGAUCAUCAUCUGGGGCAAACAUUCACUUGGAGAACGAGGGCCUACCCAAACACAGACGACUAACCCGUGCUCGACGAAUCCAGCCAGAGGAUGUGCAAUCUUACAUACCCUCCAUUCCAAGCUCCUCAUGCAGUAGUACAGAUGGUCCAACUGAGCUCGCUAACAAUGGAUCAUCAUCUGGGGCAGACAUUCACUUGGAGAACGAGGGCCUACCCAAGCACAGACGACUAACCCGUGCUCGACGAAUCCAGCUAGAGGAUGUGCAAUCUUACAUACCCUCCAUUCCAAGCUCCUCAUCUAGUAGUAUAGAUGGCCCAACUGAGCUCGCUAACAAUGGAUCAUCAUUUGGGGCAGACAUUCACUUGGAGAAUGAGGGCCUACCCAAAUACAGACGACUAACCCAUUCUCGACGAAUCCAGUCAGAGGAAGUGCAAUCUUACAUAUCCUCCAUUCAGAUUGAACCUGUAGUAGCAACACCAGAAGAAGAAGAAGAAGAAGAAGAAGACUCCUCUCCCACCUGCUCAUAUGACCAAGCAAACAAAGGAAGCAACGAAGAAGGUAGCCAAACAGCAACAGAUGGUGGAGGAGGCUGAUAAAAAACACCCCACCACCUUAAAUGAUACCGGGGAGCGGCAAGUAAAUUCAACUCCAGAAGAGAGGGUGGUUGUGGAUAGGCCUUUGCACCUUGUCCUUUCUUUUCAUCAUACUAUUAGUGUGAAUAUUUGUGUAUCUUCUCUAUGAAACAGAUUAUGCCGGAAAUUCAGGUGGACGAAGAAAGGCUAGCUGCUGAUGAUAUGCUAAAGAGGACUUCUGGCAGGCUAUUACCAAGCUGAAAAGCUUAGAAACCAGUUUCAAGAAGAGCUUGAAUGACGAAGGAAACAAAUCCUCCUGGUGUGAGGAAGGCUUCUUUGAGGAAGGUGAGGAGGGGAAAUUCAAGGAUCAACUGACCAACCCACAAGAUGGCAUCUUCACGAACAAUUGGGAAGGUAUUUUGAGGAAGGUUGGCGUGGCAGAGGACUCUCUUCUCUUCUCCAAGUCCCACUCCCUGACCUUGUUGAGCAGCAGCCCCCCACUGCUGAAGAAGUUGUUGACGCCAGUGUCUAUGGCGGAGGAAGUGUCGCUGACUCCAAUGGAUAGCAAGAGGCUGUUAGUUAGAUCCCACAUUUACCAAUAAGAAUAAAACUUUACUAAUAAUGAUGCAUGUUCUGAGACUACACAUUUUUCUUUUUGAAUAAUACUCCCACAAUUUAUCCACAAUGAUAUGGCAUGUUUCAUGUCAAAUUUUUGAUUUAUCACAAACUCAAUAAUUAUCAUGUCAUUGUAGAUAAAUUGUGAAUUCUAAAUUGCAAGUCUCACAUUUCUUGUGUAUUGAAUCUUAUUAGUGGUUUUAACAAUAGCUAGUUUAAUACUUAAAAGCUAA